CACGUCAAAUGACGAUAGACUCGGACAAGUGUGCGCUUGGCUUCAGUCGGUCAGUAACAAUGGCGGCAGAUCUCGAACAGUUUCAACAGCUUCUGAAUACACUCCUCAGCACAGAUAACGAUGUCCGGACGCAGGCGGAGGAGGCGUAUGGUAAUCUUCCAGUGGAAAGCAAGGUGACAUUUCUCUUAACUACUAUUUGCAAUGGUACACUUGCAGAAGAAAUGCGAACUAUUGCUGCAGUAUUGUUACGUCGAUUAUUCUCUUCAGAAUUUAUGGAUUUUUAUCCUAAGAUUCCACCAGAGGCGCAAGCCCAGUUGAAGGAACAAAUUUUAUUAUCGGUUCAAAAUGAACAAACUGAAAAUAUUCGACGUAAGGUCUGUGACGUUGCAGCUGAAGUUGCCAGGAAUUUAAUAGAUGAAGAUGGCAAUAAUCAAUGGCCAGAGUUUCUUCAGUUCCUAUUUCAGUGCGCGAAUAGUCCAUUACCGGCAUUAAAAGAAAGCGCUCUUCGUAUGUUCACAUCCGUCCCAGGCGUAUUUGGAAAUCAACAAGCAAAUCAUCUUGAUCUUAUAAAACAAAUGUUACAACAAUCUGUGUUAGAUAUGACAAAUUAUGAGGUCAGAUUUCAAGCAGUACGAGCAAUUGGAGCGUUUAUAACAUUACAUGACAAAGAGGAAAACAUACACAAACAUUUUUCAGAAUUAGUUCCAGCGCUUGUACAAGUAACCGCUCAAUCUAUAGAAAAGCAAGAUGAUGAUGCUCUUAUAAAAGUGUUGAUAGAUAUUGCUGAAACCACACCAAAAUUCCUCAGGGGGCAAUUAGAUAAUGUUAUGCAAUUGUGCAUGAAUGUAUUCUCUAAUGAAGAAAUGCCUGACUCUUGGAGACAAUUGGCACUAGAAGUUUUGGUAACUCUAGCGGAAACUGCACCAGCUAUGGUACGGAAAGGUGGUGAAAAAUACAUAGUAUCUUUAGUGCCAUUGGUACUGAAGAUGAUGACUGACUUGGAAGAAGAUGAGAAAUGGAGUUUCUCUGAUGAAAUAAUUGAAGAAGAUAAUGAUAGCAACAAUGUGGUUGCAGAAAGUGCUUUAGAUAGAUUGGCGUGUGGGUUAGGAGGAAAAACUAUGCUACCACAAAUCGUGCAAAAUAUCCCUACAAUGUUAAAUAACAGUGAUUGGAAGUAUAGGCACGCAGCACUUAUGGCUAUUUCAGCUGUUGGUGAAGGAUGCCACAAGCAAAUGGAAGCUCUUUUACCACAAAUAAUGGAUGGUGUGAUACAAUAUCUACAAGACCCGCAUCCUCGUGUAAGAUAUGCUGCUUGCAACGCAGUAGGUCAAAUGUCUACAGAUUUUUCGCCCAUAUUUGAAAAGAAAUUUCAUGAUAAAGUUAUCCCUGGAUUAUUAAUGGUGUUAGACGAUAAUGCGAAUCCUAGAGUUCAAGCUCAUGCUGGCGCAGCUCUUGUAAACUUCAGCGAAGAUUGCCCGAAAAAUAUUCUAACACCAUAUCUCGAUGCUAUAAUGGCUAAACUUGAAUCAAUACUGACUGCUAAAUUCCAUGAAUUAGUUGAAAAGGGAACUAAACUUGUACUUGAACAGGUUGUUACAACAAUUGCCUCUGUUGCGGAUACAUGUGAGGAACAAUUUGUAACUUAUUACGACAGGCUAAUGCCUUGUUUGAAAUUUAUCAUUCAAAAUGCGACUCUACAGGAACACAAAAUAUUACGAGGCAAGACGAUCGAAUGUGUCAGUCUUGUAGGCUUAGCUGUUGGCCCAGAAAAGUUUAUUGCUGAUGCUAGUGAAGUUAUGGAUAUGUUACUCAAAACACAUUCAGAAGGUGAUCUUCCUGAUGACGAUCCACAAACCAGCUAUCUUAUAUCUGCUUGGGCCAGGAUUUGUAAAAUUCUUGGGAAGCAAUUUGAACAAUACUUACCAUUAGUAAUGGGUCCUGUAUUACGAACAGCCGCUAUGAAGCCUGAAGUUGCAUUACUGGACAAUGAAGACAUGGAAGGUAUCGAGGGUGAUCUCGAUUGGCAAUUUGUUUCACUAGGAGAGCAACAAAACUUUGGAAUCAAAACAGCUGGUUUGGAGGAUAAGGCUUCUGCAUGCGAAAUGUUGGUUUGUUAUGCACGAGAAUUAAAGGAAGGUUUUGCGGAUUAUGCAGAAGAAGUUGUACGAUUAAUGGUACCGAUGUUGAAGUUUUACUUCCACGAUGGUGUUAGAACUGCAGCUGCAGCAAGUUUGCCAUAUCUUCUUGACUGUGCUAAAAUAAAAGGUCCACAGUAUCUAGAAGGCAUGUGGGCAUAUAUUUGCCCAGAUUUAUUGAAAGCUAUCGAUACAGAGCCAGAAUCUGAAGUGUUGUUGGAAUUAUUAUCCUCUUUAGCAAAAUGUAUCGAAACAUUGGGCGUAGGUUGCUUAAGUGCACCGCAUAUGACUGAACUUUUACGACUUUUAGAUAAGUUACUCACUGAACAUUUUGACCGAGCAGUUGCUAGAUUGGAGAAACGAAAAGAUGAAGAUUAUGAUGAGGUUGUUGAAGAACAACUUGCUGAUGAAGACAAUGAGGACGUAUACACACUCAGUAAAAUUGCUGACAUUUUACAUGCCUUAUUUACAACUUACAAGUCUUCUUUCUUCCCAUACUUUGAUCAAAUAUGCGGACAUUUCGUAAAAUUAUUGAGUCCUGAAAGAUCGUGGUCGGAUCAUCAGUGGGCUUUAUGCGUCUUUGACGAUAUUAUAGAAUUCGGAGGACCUGAGUGUGCAAAAUAUCAAGAAUUCUUUUUACGACCCAUGAUUCAAUAUGUUUCUGAUAAAUCUGCAGAAGUUAGACAAGCAGCAGCUUAUGGUUGCGGAGUUUUAGGUCAAUUCGGUGGAGAAGGCUUUGCGCAAGCAUGUGCAGAAGCUUUACCAAAACUGAUGGAAGUUAUUAAUGAUCCUGAAUCUAGAUCGCCAGAAAAUGUAAAUCCUACUGAAAAUGCUAUUUCAGCAGUGACUAAAAUUCUCAAAUAUAAUAACAAAGCAAUCAACGUCGAUGAAAUUCUUCCACACUGGCUAACUUGGCUGCCAGUCGUCGAAGAUGAAGAUGAAGCACCUCAUGUAUAUGGAUAUCUGUGUGAUUUGAUUGAAGCAAAUCAUGUAGUAGUUUUAGGAACGAAUAAUGCGCAUUUGCCUCGACUUAUAAGUUUCUUUGCUGAAGCAUUGUUCAGAGAAGCUGUGCCUACCGACCAUCCUGUUAUGUCUAGAAUUCUUAGUAUUGUUAGAGAAAUACAAAACAACGACACGAUAUUCCAGGCAACUAUAAUGCAGUUGACAACAGAUCAACAACAGGCGCUUCACGAGGCACUUAGUGCACUAAGUUGAAUUUUUAACAUUGUAACAAGUAAAAAAAAAUUAAUGCCCGCGUUAAUUAAUCUCUCGAAAAAAUCGUAAAGAUUGUAGGUAUAUUGUACCUAUAAAACAUUCGCUCCAGCCUAGUUACACACACACACACACACACACACACACACGCACGCACAUAUACACAUGCAACUAUAUUUAAGCAUUCUAUUAUUAUCCACGUACUUGUUGAAUAUGUAUUUCUGUAUCAUUUCUCAGAUUCAAUACUUAGUUUUGUCAGG
Molecule: messenger RNA, 3607 nt
Organism: Acromyrmex echinatior (Panamanian leafcutter ant)
Lineage: Eukaryota; Metazoa; Arthropoda; Insecta; Hymenoptera; Formicidae
Gene: Karybeta3
Product: karyopherin beta 3
Biological process (GO): protein import into nucleus
Source: RefSeq, a predicted model, not a curated record